Molecule: messenger RNA, 686 nt
Organism: Symbiodinium natans
Lineage: Eukaryota; Dinophyceae; Suessiales; Symbiodiniaceae
Source: the annotation of a GenBank genome assembly
GAUGGGUCCGCUACGAUGUGAAGGGUCGAACCUUGUACUGGAACCCGAAGAAGAUGAAGAUGGAGACGCGAGCUCCUGUGGGCACAGGGGAGGAGAAGGAGCGGGAGCCUCCGGCGCCGAGGGAUCCACCCGUGAGGCUGCUGGACAUCGGCAGCAACACCAACAGCUUUCUCGAAUGGCCCUUCUACGUGACGCCUUAUGCCCUCGACCUGCAGCCGAAUCCGGUCGCGGAAGGCGUCUUUCAGGCCGACUUCUUUGAUGUGCCCAUCGUCGAGGCGCCGGAUGCCAGUGAGCCCUUGAUCCUGGACGACGAGGGGAAGCUGAAGGGAAUUGUGGCUGGGUCUAUGGACGUGGUCGUGAUUUGCUUGGUGCUGUCCUGCUUGCCAACGCCCGAGAAGCGCAUCGAGAUGGUGGCAAAGGCACGGAAGUGCCUACGCGAGGAUCGCGGCCUGCUCAUUGUAGUGGAGGGCGCAGCAGCUAUCGUCGAGGCCAGCUGGCACCAGCAGGACGAAGCCGCGGUGUGGUCUAAAGCCAUGGAGAGCGCCGGCUUCAAGGCGCUGAUGUUCAACGACUACGUGCGGGAAGGCCGUCGGAAGAAACGUACAUUGCAGUGGAUUCUCGAGACGGCACCGUUGACAGAUGGUGAGCUGAAGCCCCUGCGCAUCGCCAAAGAGAUGGAGUACUGA